This is a messenger RNA of Scedosporium apiospermum, 3579 nucleotides long. RefSeq lists its product as uncharacterized. Bases 1 to 3579 code for a protein of 1192 amino acids. Lineage: Eukaryota; Fungi; Ascomycota; Sordariomycetes; Microascales; Microascaceae. The transcript is spliced from 2 exons. The record is from RefSeq and is a predicted model, not a curated record.
AUGUCCGGCAAGCAAAAAACCCAUCCCCUCAAUGGGGUGCACACAGCGGGAAUCUUUUCCGACAUGACGGUCGACGGCCCCGAGAUUGGCACCCUUGUCGUUAUCGUCGACAGGGCGAAGAACCUCCCGAACCGCAAGACCAUUGGAAAGCAAGAUCCUUACUGCGCAGCACGACUCGGGAAGGAGGCGAAGAAGACGAAGACGGAUAUUAGAGGCGGACAAACUCCAAGAUGGGACCAAGAGCUCCGAUUUACCGUGCACGACUCGCCUGAUUACUACCAGUUGAAAGUGUCCGUUUUCCACGACGAUAAGAAGACCGACUUGAUAGGCGAGGGGUGGAUUGAUCUGAAAGAGAUCAUCGUUCCUGGAGGCAACCAGAACGACCUGUGGCAUAACCUAUCAUGCAAGGGCAAAUACGCAGGCGAGAUCCGCGUCGAACUGACCUACUACGAUACUCGGCCCAAACCCGAGAAACCCGUGGCCAAGCCGAAGCCUAUCCAGACAGACCAGGCCGUCAAUGGGGCGAGCCAGCCGCAGAGGUCUCCUAUCAAGAGACGUCCGCUUCCUUCAGACCCUGUCACCGGCGAGGACCCGCAUCCCAAAGAAGUAGCGCCAGCUCCAGCUCCAGCUCCCGCCCCGGCUCCCGAACCCCUGCGACCCCUUCCCAGGAAGCAGCCCUCGGCGUACAUACCCACUCAAUCUCCUCUUCAAGCCGUCGAGUAUGGAACACCACCUCCUCAACCGCAGCCUCCGCGACAAUAUCCGCCUGAGAACUAUGCGCCCAGUCAAGCUGCAGCCCCCCCUCCACCUCAAUCCCAACAUCCGCGACAGUACCCGCCUGAGAACUACGCCCCUGAGAGCUACGUGCCUAGUCAAGCCUCCGCUCCUGCUCCUCCUCCUCAAUCACAACAUCCGCGGCAGUACCCACCCGAGAACUAUGCGCCUAGUCACGCCCCGGCUUCCAGUCCUUCUCUCCCCCCUCAGCCCCAGCUUACACGACAAUAUCCGCCGGAGAAUUAUGUGCCAACGAGUCAAGCUUCUGCUCCUGGCCCUUCUCCUCCUCCCCCUCAUCAGUCUCAGCCUCCGCGACAGUAUCCGCCUGAAAAUUAUGCGCCUAGUAGUCCCGUUCCUCCUGUGCCGCAACCUCUGACCCCUCGACAAUAUCCGCCUGAGAAUUAUGAGCCUUCCAGUCAACCAUCCGUCCCUGGUCCUCCUUUCCCCAAACCCCUAACCCCUCGGCAAUACCCACCCGAGGAUUACGCGCCUACAGGUCAAGGUCCUCCUCCCGCUGCGCCGGCCCAUGGGCCUGCGCAUUUGAUCCAGUAUGAGACUCCUCCCCCGCCGCCUCGGCGCCAUACGGAUCGAUAUGACAAUUCUCCUCAUCAACUCGACGAGCGAAACUACAGCCCCAGCUACUCUGCUCAGCAUUUCGACCGUCAUGAUACCCAUAAUCAGUUCAGUCCCGCCCCUGAACAUUAUACCCCGCCUCCGCCUCCUCAUAUGGAUGAGCAACGAUUCGAACUUCCCCCCGAUGAUGAGCGACCGCCUCCGCCACCAGUUCACCGAUCUAGGACUAGUAGUGCCCAUGAACUGGUAGUGCGGGGUGCGUUUGACACAUCACCCCAAAAGGGGACACCGCCGAUGAGGCACGACGUGCUGAGAAACGAAGCUCAUCGUAACUCGGUGUCUAGGCCCGUGUAUCAGGCCUACGACGGGGGAUCUGCAUCUCCUCACCAAGUAAAUAGCAGUGGCUACGAGCCAUCGCCUCCACGACAUCAGCGCUACGAUUCGGCAGCGCACGACGGCUAUCAACGUGGAAUGCAACCCAAGGUCGAGGACGCUCCGGACUCUCCUACGCCUGCCAGGUAUCACGCGUACCGUCAGAGCGAUGCUCACUCAUCAUCCCACAGUUUUGACGAUACGCGGUACGAGGACAAUCCUACCCCGGCUCCCUUGAACCUGAGUGGACGCGGUAGCGCGGCUUCGGGACAAUACAGCCCCUCUCAUGUAUCUUCUCAGCCUUCUUCUCAGCCUUCUUCUUUCGAGCAGCCCAAUGGAUAUGCACCGGCGUCUUCGACAGUGUCCGCAUCUCCGUCGGAACAUAUUACUCCGUAUAGGCCUCCGGUUCAUGACUCUGGCGAUCGCACUAGCGAUUACCAUCAGCCUCCGCGAACAUCUCCUGCCGUUGACCCUCAUAAUGGCUACCGCCAACCGUCGCAAUCCAGCCAUCAUGCUGACUUUGACAACCGCCACCGUUCUCCCUCGUACUCAGAGUCAUUUGACCCAAAUCUGCAGGACGACCCUAACUUGAGCACUGCACUUGUCCCGCGAAAAGCCUUCCUGGCCUCGGGCCAAUAUAAUAUGCAGGGCCAUAACGAACUUGCCGACACGCAGAUUGUGAAGGCCAACACCUUUGCGGCGCUACCAGCUGUGCCUCCAUCGCUUGUACCGGGUGUGGACCCCGCGUUAGCCCGAGAGGUUUCGGACCGAAUCUACGAGGAGCGCCGUCUUGAAAGGCAGCAGAAGGCCCAGAGCGUGGCAACGCCGCCUCAAGUACUGCGUGGUAGAGCCGAGUCCUAUGUCACCAAUGCGGGGUCGCCAGCCGCAUAUGGUUCGCCAGCGUACGACGCGAGGUCUAACGCUAGCUAUUCACACGUUCAGCAGCAGCAGACGCCUACGAGAUCGAGAGGGAUCUCGCGCAGUCCCGGACCAAGCCCACAGCCGAGCCCGCGUCCGAGCCCGAACCCGAACCAUACCAUCCGGCGGAAGUCGGUCAGCCCCGUGCCACCGCCUGCGGAGAACCGGAGACGGUCGGGAAUCCCGUUCGGUCCCGACUCGUACGAUGCGUUUAACCCGAAUUUCUCAAACAAGGACUCGGGAGGUCCCAGGGAUGAGUAUUUCGAUGCUGACGGCAGCAAGAUUAUCACGCAUGAUGGCCGGGAGAUUGAUCCGUCAGAUCACCUGCCUAUGGAAACUUGGGCACCGGAGCCGGAGCCGAGGGAGAAGAGGAGCGGGUCGUUUGGCACCCAAGGUUACGACUCUCUCAGGGGGUCGCAGCCGCCUCCACCGCAAAGCGGUCGCCGCCAGCUGCGCAUCGCGGGUCGACCUCAGUCCAUGGCCGUCGUCCCCGCGGGGUACAUGGACGAUCAACCGCGAACCCCACCUGCUCCUGGUAGUGCCGGGCGUAACAGGUUACAGAAGAAGUCAAGCCGAUUGCCAGCGCUACCAUCCUCUACGUCCCCUGCGGGAUCAAGUCCGCUGGCACCGAUCUCAUCGCACAAUUACAACGCGGAUUCGAGCGGUUUCACCCCUCCCCGGCCGACGCGCGCGAGCACGUGGGAUAAUUAUCCCAGCGAAAACGACGCGCCGCAAUACGGUAGCAGCCCCGGGAGAGGGAUGGGCGGCAGCGGGCCGGUGAUUCCUCCCAAAAUUCCCAUCCCGACCAUGAGCGGCGCGCUUGUGACGACGGGCCGUAAUAAUGGCGGCGGGUACGGUGACGGAGACUGGGCGUUGAUGGAGGAGAUGAAGAGUAUCGACAUUGGUUCCGGAAGGUCGAGGAGGCGGUAUGCCGGGUAUUGA